UUGUUCUAACCUUAGCGUAGCAUUUUCUGUACCUACAGACUAGAAUCGAGAAAAUGGCUGACAUGGAAGCAUUGGAUGCAAUGGGAGAUGAAAUGCCCGAUGAAAAUGGACCGAAUUCUGGUAUGAUGGACGAAGAAAAUGAUGGUAUGCACAUGCAUGAUCAUGUUGAUGAUGACAUGUCGAUGGGUGUGCAUCAUGAUAUGGGAAUGGGACACGAAGAAGACGAAGACAUGGGUAUGGGUGGCGGAAUGAUGUCGAUGGGCAUGAGUAACGAUAUGAUGAUGGGAAUGGGUUCUGAAAAUUCUAGUGAAAUGGAUAUGAGCAUGAUGGAUGGAAUGGCAAAUGAUUUCAAUAAAUUUAACAGAUUUCCAGGGCCACGAGGACGUGGCAAUUUUGUUGGACCAAGAGGACCUGGCGUCCCAGGGCCAAGAGGGAUACCACCAUUUGGAAGACCACCAAUGAAUAGAUUUGGCGGUCCCAUCGGUGGCCCCCCAAGAGGACCUCCUAUGGGUAUGCGAGGACCCCCUAUGGGCAUGCGAGGACCACCAGGCAUGCGAGGCCCACCUAGAGGACCACCAUUUGGCAGACCUCCUUUUGAUCCUAAUUUUGGUCCUCCAGGAAUGGGUCCAAAUCAAGGAAUGCAAGGACCUGGAAUGAAUGGCCCCAUGAUGGGAGGACCACCUGGUAUGGGACCUAGAGGGCCUAAUAUGGGUCCUAAUAUGGGGCCCAGUGGACCUGGUAUGGGUCCAACUGGUAUGCCACCAGGAAUGGGUCCACAAGGAAUGAACAUGAAUUCAAAUAAAAGGCCCAUGAUGCCUCCACCUACCUUUCCACCUCCCAAUUUUUCAAUGCCACCUCCAGGAUUUUCCAAUGGAAUGCCACCUGGUAUGAUGGGUGGAAUGAAUAUGCCACCCCCAAUGCAACACCCUCCUCUUGACCCAACUACGCAAGACAUUUGGAUUGAAACUAAGUCACCAGAGGGCAAGACCUACUACUAUAGUGCUCGCACCAGAGAGGCAGCUUGGAGUAAGCCUGAAAAUGCCAGAAUUGUGACUCAGUCUGAGUGGGAAGCUUAUCAAACUAGUCAGGCUCAAAUGCAAGGUCUACCUGGAGGUCCUUCUACUGCAGCUCAGGCUGCCGUAGCUCAAGCCCAGGCAGCCUCUCAGCAGCUACAGAACACAGAUCAAUCAGGACCACCAAAUGCAGUUCCUCCUCAAACUUUUAAUCCUGGUUUGUUGCCACCUGGAUUCACUAAUCCUUUUAUGCAACAUCAUAUGGCUUCUGGAAAUAUGGACAUGAAAGAUUCAUCUUCUGUACAAAAAAUUCCAUCAGCGCAACUUCCAGCCAAACCACCAGAGGUGAGUGAGUGGACAGAACACAAAAAUACUGAUGGAAAGAGUUAUUACUAUAACUCACGAACGUCUGAGUCUGUUUGGGAAAAGCCUCAAGUUCUUAAAGAUUGGGAAGCAAAACUUGAGCAGUUACAGAAUUCAGGUAGUCAACAAACUACUUUAGCAACACAACAACGACAGCCAGAAGUUUCAAAAGUGGAUACUGCUGAAAGUUCUGAAGAGUCUGAUAAAGAAGACGAAGAGGAAAAAAAAGAAAAACUAGAGGAAAUGACAGAAGAGCAAAAAGCAGCUGAGAAAUCAAGACCUGUUUCUAGUACUCCUGUUCCUGGAACACCUUGGUGUGUUGUUUGGACGGGGGAUGGCCGUUGUUUCUUCUACAAUCCAAGCCAACGACUGUCAGUUUGGGAAAAGCCAGAAGAUCUUCAAAAUCGACCAGAUGUGGAUAAAUUACUGGCCUCAAAGCCUGAUUCUAAAGUUGAGAAAAAGAAGGAGGAGGAAGAAGAUGAACCACCAGCUAAGAAGAAAAAACCUGAACCUGAGCCUAAAGAGGAGAAGAAAGAAUCAGUUCCAAAGCAAAUAGAUGUUGGAAAAGAGGCUGCUAUUGAAGCUGAAGUACAAGCUGCACGACAGAGAGCCAUUGUACCCUUGGAGAUAAGGAUGAAACAGUUCAGAGACAUGCUGGCUGAAAAGGAAGUCUCUGCAUUUUCUACAUGGGAAAAAGAACUUCAUAAAAUUGUGUUUGAUCAGCGCUAUCUCUUACUCACCUCUCGAGAGCGUAAGCAAGUAUUUGAGCAAUAUGUUAAGGAAAGAGCUGAAGAGGAGCGUCGUGAAAAACACAGGAGGAUUAAAGAAAAGAAAGAGGCCUUUAGACAGCUUAUGGAAGAGAGUAAAUUACAUGGAAAGUCAUCAUUCAGUGAUUUUGCUGCUAAAUAUGGAAAAGAUGAACGUUUUAAAAGCAUCGACAAAAUGCGAGAGAGGGAGUCCAUGUUUUUGGAUUUUGUUAGUGAAGUAAGAAAAAGAGAAAAGGAAGAAAAGUCAGUACUAAAAGAAAAGCUGAAGGCAGACUUCUUGAAACUGCUCAAAGAAACAUCAGGAAUUGAACGAAACUCAAGGUGGAGCGACAUUAAAAAGAAAAUUAACAAUGAUCCACGUUACGAAGCAGUUGAUAGUAGUUCUAGAAGAGAGGACUGGUUCAAAGACUAUGUCAAAACUCUAGAUGAGGCUACUUCAGAAGAUGAAGAACGCAGGGAAAGGGAAAAACAAGAGAGAAUAGAAGCUAGCAUCAAGAAAAGAGAAGAGGAAGUCAAACAGUCUUUGUCUUCUUCUUUAAGGGAAAGAGAUAAGGAACGUGAACAGCAUAAAAAGGAUGAAGCUAUUCAACAUUUCAAUGCUCUACUUUCUGAUUUGGUGAGAAAUAAUGAAGUGACUUGGAGAGAUACUCGUAAGCAACUCCGCAAAGAUCAUAGAUGGGAGCUGACUGACUCCUUGGAGCGUGAAGAAAAAGAGAAAUUGUUUGAAGCUCACAUUGAAGGACUUUAUAAAAGAAAUCGUGUCAUGUUCCAUUCCUUGCUGGAUGAAACUGAGAUUUCACUAACAUCUACUUGGAAGGAGGUGAAAAAACAAAUCAAAGAAGAUCCAAGGUACAGCAAGUUUUCCUCCAGUGAUCGUAAACGAGAGAAAGAAUUCACAGAGUAUAUGCAUGAAAAGUUUGUCAAUGCCAAAGCAGAUUUCCGUGAAUUGUUAAGGGAAACAAAAGUCAUUACUUACAAAACUAAAAAAAUUCUUGAAGAAACUGAAGGACAUCUUGAAGAUAUUGAAAAAGUUUUAGAGAAUGACAAGCGUUACCUGACACUAGAGUGUGUGCCAGAAGAGCGUAAAAAGAUAUUGCUUUCUCACAUUGAUGAAUUAGCCCAGAAGGGUCCACCUCCACCACCAACAGCAUCUGCACCUUCCCAUAGAGGAAUCAAAUAAAUGGAGCAUCUUAGGAGCUUUUUGAAAACUUUCUUAAAAUCUUGUUGCCAACAUAAACAAUUUUAAAUAUAUUUUUUCUAGCCAUUUGUGUUGAAUUGAUUGGAUUGAUACUAAAGUGUGAAAUAUUUUAAUGAAUUACAUUCAUGGACAAAUCUUGUUUCCAAAUGUAUAGCCAUAUUUUAAAUAAGGUGACAUACAAUUCUUCCCCACUCCCCCAUUUAUUUUACACAUUUAUUUCUGUAUAGAUUUGUGUUGUUCAUUUCAUGACUAGAACUUGUGUUUGGGUAGGUAUGUGGAACAGUUGUUAAUAUUUAACUUCAUCACUGUGUUUUACGUUUUAUUGAUCUGUCAGACACAUUGGAUGUUUAUGUUGGAGAAAUUUGAAUAAAGCUUUGUUCAAUAUUU
Biomphalaria glabrata is the source of this 3728-nucleotide messenger RNA. Its product is annotated as transcription elongation regulator 1-like. Gene Ontology annotation, cellular component: nucleus. NCBI's taxonomy places the organism in Eukaryota, Metazoa, Mollusca, Gastropoda, Planorbidae. Bases 54 to 3323 code for a protein of 1089 amino acids. The transcript has 22 exons. Gene Ontology annotation, molecular function: transcription coregulator activity; RNA polymerase binding. The record is from RefSeq and is a predicted model, not a curated record.